Molecule: messenger RNA, 1780 nt
Organism: Daldinia decipiens
Lineage: Eukaryota; Fungi; Ascomycota; Sordariomycetes; Xylariales; Hypoxylaceae
Product: ATP-grasp domain-containing protein
Exons: 4
Coding region: 251-1597 (448 amino acids)
Biological process (GO): tricarboxylic acid cycle; succinyl-CoA metabolic process
Cellular component (GO): succinate-CoA ligase complex; mitochondrion
Molecular function (GO): succinate-CoA ligase (ADP-forming) activity; ATP binding; metal ion binding
Source: RefSeq, a predicted model, not a curated record
GUCGCACCUAAGCUUCACCGGGCAGAGUGGGUCCUACCAGAUGAAUUGACCGGAUUUUCCCGUUUUCUGUCGGAAAAGAGCUCUCCCUAACGGCCGGGGCCAGUUGUUCUUGUUUGACGAUAGCAUCGCAACAUCAGUUGAAAAAUAACCAUCUCCUUUCAUCCGUUAUAACCGAGCAGCCAGUGGCGCUUCGUUCUCCCUGGGCUAUCUUAAAAUCAAUUGACGCUCAGACCUAGCUCCCGUCGUUAUAAUGUACGGUUUCGCUCGCAGCCGAGCUGCAGCUUCUGCCCUGCGGGCUUCUAAGACUGCCUUCUCCCCCGCUACCAGAUUCAACGGCAUCGCCCAACAACAGCGAAGAAAUCUGAGCAUUCACGAAUAUCUCUCAGCCGACCUAUUGCGACAGUAUGGCGUCAGCGUCCCGAAAGGUCGCAAUGCGAAGUCUGCCGCCGAGGCCGAGAAGGUAGCGAAGGAGAUCGGUGGUGAGGAUAUGGUUAUCAAGGCCCAGGUCUUGGCUGGUGGCCGUGGAAAGGGUAGCUUCGACAACGGCCUGAAGGGAGGUGUCCGUGUCAUCUACUCUCCCACAGAGGCCAAGAUGUUCGCCGAGCAGAUGAUCGGCCACAAACUCAUUACCAAGCAGACUGGUGCGGCUGGCCGCCUCUGCAACUCGGUUUAUAUCUGCGAGCGCAAGUUCGCUCGCCGAGAGUUCUACCUGGCCAUUCUCAUGGACCGGUCUUCGCAGGGUCCCGUCAUCGUCUCCUCUUCUCAGGGUGGUAUGGAUAUCGAGGGCGUCGCCAAGGAGAAUCCCGAAGCUAUCAACACUAAUUACAUCGACAUCAAGGUUGGUGUAACCGACGAGAUUGCGCGGGAUAUUGCGACCAAGCUUGGCUUCAGCGAGCAGUGCAUCGAGGAUGCUAAGGACACCAUCCAAAAGCUAUACAAGAUCUUCCUCGAGAAGGAUGCCACCCAGAUCGAGAUCAACCCCCUGUCCGAGACCUCUGACCACCAGGUUAUGUGCAUGGACGCUAAAUUCGGAUUCGACGACAACGCCGACUACCGACAAAAGGAUAUCUUCUCGUGGCGCGAUACCACUCAAGAAGACCCCGAGGAAGUUCGCGCCGCCGAGUCUGGCCUGAACUUCAUCAAGCUCGACGGUGACAUUGGCUGCCUCGUCAACGGUGCCGGUUUGGCCAUGGCUACCAUGGACAUCAUCAAGCUGAACGGUGGCCAGCCCGCCAACUUCCUUGACGUCGGUGGUGGUGCUACCCCUGCCGCUAUCAAGGAGGCUUUUGAGCUCAUUACUAGCGACGCUAAGGUUACUGCCGUCUUCGUCAACAUCUUCGGCGGUAUCGUGCGAUGCGACGCCAUCGCCCACGGUCUCAUCAACACCGUCAAGACCUUGAACCUUAAGGUCCCUAUCAUUGCUCGACUACAAGGCACCAACGUGGAGCAAGCCCACCAACUAAUCAACGACUCUGGAAUGAAGAUCUUCUCCAUCGACGACCUCCAAAGCGCCGCGGAGAAGUCUGUACAACUGUCCAAGGUUGUGAAGUUGGCUCGGGACAUUGAUGUCGGCGUCGAAUUCAGCUUGGGUAUCUAAGGACGAUAGACACUAGUCCGAUAGACUGUACUAACUUUUUCAGGGUUGGACCUCCGGGGUGCGUGAGAAUAACGGGAGAGGUGUUGUGAAAUAGAGCUAGGGCGGGUUUGUCACUAUUGCAUGCAUUUUGAUAUUUUCCCUCGCCCUCUUGAUUCUCAAUGGAAUUGCUUUUCCUAAUCUAGA